AUGACCACUUUGCAGGUGCUAGACUAUGUAGUAAAAGCUCAUACUAUACUUGAUCUACUUCAUGGACCAGUAGCAAUAGUGGUUGAAUGUAAAAGGGCCACAAUAUUAGCAUCUAAACUAUACCUAUGGCAUUCUUGGCUCUUAAAGGAUGAGUCAAGAGGGGUUUCUCCUCAACUACUAUUAAAAUCAUGGAAGAAGUUAAGGGAAGUAGGGUUGGAUUUCCUUAUAGCCAAGGGAAACAAUAUGACAGAGUGGUGCACUAUGUUGGUGACAGCAGAACUAGAGAUGGUAUUGCUCAAGGUCAUGAUUGAAAAGACAAGUUAG
Messenger RNA from Heterobasidion irregulare TC 32-1, 324 nucleotides. RefSeq lists its product as uncharacterized. NCBI's taxonomy places the organism in Eukaryota, Fungi, Basidiomycota, Agaricomycetes, Russulales, Bondarzewiaceae. The transcript is spliced from 7 exons. Bases 1 to 324 code for a protein of 107 amino acids. The record is from RefSeq and is a predicted model, not a curated record.